Pyricularia grisea is the source of this 2010-nucleotide messenger RNA. RefSeq lists its product as uncharacterized. The record is from RefSeq and is a predicted model, not a curated record. Gene Ontology annotation, cellular component: cytoplasm. The coding region runs from base 125 to 1735 and encodes 536 amino acids. Gene Ontology annotation, molecular function: zinc ion binding; ubiquitin protein ligase activity. NCBI's taxonomy places the organism in Eukaryota, Fungi, Ascomycota, Sordariomycetes, Magnaporthales, Pyriculariaceae. The transcript is spliced from 3 exons.
CAUAAACUUAGGAGCUUCAGGUGAUGCCAUAAAUAUCAAACUCAUCAAGUUUGAAAUUGACAUUUAUUUUAUCUAGCUCCUAACUUACUUUCGGUCUCACUUAUCAACGAGAAUUAGCAAAAUCAUGGCUGAAGCCGAUGCUCCCUCCGCACCCAAGGGGGCGGAUACGCUCGCAGACACUCCAUCCCUGAAGCGUCGGGGAAGCUCCUCACAACAGUCAGAGACAUCGCAGACGGCAGCAGAAUUCAUACGCGAACAGAUGCAAUUGGAAGCUGAUGCGCGCGAGGCCCUGCCAUAUAGCAUCAAGGAUUGCACGAAGUCUCUAGGCCCCCUACGUCAGGCCGUCUUCUCCUGCCUCACUUGUAACCCCCCACCAUCGGAUCCCAAAGCCCCAUAUGAUGCCGCCGGAGUCUGUUAUGCAUGCUCCAUACAAUGCCACGGCGAGCAUACACUUGUCGAAAUCUUCACCAAGCGUAACUUCACCUGCGACUGUGGUACCACCCGGUUUUCGAGCACGAACCCAUGCAGCCUGCGUGUAAACCCAGAGACAAACAGCAAAGGCGUCCACUCGGAGACUGCAUCCACAAACAAGUACAAUCACAACUUCCGCAACAGAUUUUGCGGUUGCGAAUGCGACUAUGAUCCGUUCGAGCAGAAAGGCACCAUGUUCCAGUGCUUGGGUCUUGGCACACAUGAAACUGGAGGCUGUGGAGAGGAUUGGUGGCAUCCUGGCUGCCUCGUGGGUUUAGGCCCGGCAUGGUUUGAGAACAUGGAGAUAAAGAAACAAGCCGUGAAAGUAGACACCGGUGAUGCUUCAGUCACUACCAAGCCGCUCGAAACUAUCAGUGAGGAUACGGAAGCAACCAACGGGGCAGACUCUGCCGCUGCGGGUCCUACCAAUGCGGAUCCGCCUGCGGCAAUGGAAGAAGGGGAGGACGAUGAUCCACCCAUGCCGCCCGGCUUUCCAGAGGAGGAUGCUUUCGAGUCUUUUCUGUGUUACAAGUGUGUCGAUGCAUACCCAUGGGUAAAGCGCUAUGCCAGCUCUCAAGGCUUCCUUCCUCCCGUAUUUAGCAAGCAGACCACCAAUGGCACUGCUCCAACAUUGGAAUCCAGCGCGGCUUCUCCCCCAGAACUGGGUUCACAGAAACGAAAAGCAGAGGAUGAUGGUGAGUAUGCUGUGGAGGUUGAGUCUAAGCGGCACAAAACGGAGGAGCCUGCACCCGCAGUGACCUCGACGGAAAGCCGUCCAGAUACCAAACCGGCCGACAAGCCCGUCUGCAAAAUCAACAAAUUGCCACCCGCCCCAUCCAGCCAGUUUUCUCUCUUCUUCAAAGAGGACUUUCGUGAGCACCUCUGCCGCUGCGAGGCAUGCUUUCCCCUCCUGAAACCACACCCGCAACUACUCGAAGAGGAGGAGACGUACGAACCACCAGUUUCAGAGGACGGGAACGGCUCCGAGCACGGGUCUACCCAGGGGAGCUUGCUAGAGAUGGGUGAGAGCGCGCUUCGCAACGUGGACCGCGUGCGCGCCAUCGAGGGUGUCAUGGCAUACAAUCACCUCAAAGACAAGCUGAAGACGUUCCUGCAGCCCUUUGCGCAGAGUGGGGAGGCGGUCUCGGCCGAGCAUAUCAAAGAGAUCUUUGCCAAGAUGCGAGGUGACGACGAGGCGAUCAAAGAGGCCGCUGAGGGAGCAAAGAAGUCUUCUGAUAAUAGGCGCGAGCAGAGUGGUUACUGAUUCAGCUCGAACGUCUUCCAGAAUGGAACUUGGUCUGUAAAAGCUUUCCAGAGCCCAGCGGAUCACGGGGAGACGUUCGAGUUGGAUGUUAUUCUGUAUUUGUAUUGACUUUUCUCCCUCACUGCAGUGUUUAGCUGUCUGCCGACCUACCUUCUUAGUGAAGCGCCAUAUGGGGCGAUGGAAGGCUAGGUUCAUGGGCGCUAUGAGUGUUGAAUAUUGUGCCGGUAUCGUGGUCUUUGUUGAUAAUAACCGCAGGAACAGUCUGAAUAUAAUGG